Zingiber officinale is the source of this 1345-nucleotide messenger RNA. RefSeq names its product pentatricopeptide repeat-containing protein At3g53170-like. The transcript is spliced from 7 exons. The coding region runs from base 65 to 1345 and encodes 426 amino acids. The record is from RefSeq and is a predicted model, not a curated record. Lineage: Eukaryota; Viridiplantae; Streptophyta; Magnoliopsida; Zingiberales; Zingiberaceae. Gene Ontology annotation, molecular function: protein binding; mRNA binding.
UCUUUCCUUGUAGUGGAUCAAUAACUGCAUAGGAAGAAAAAAUUACAAAAGGUUCUUCAUCCUCAUGGUGUUUGCUCUUCUCUUGCUUAUUCUGCAGUGGGCUGUUGGGAUGCUUGUGCUGAUACUGUGUUUUGUUGAGAGAAGGAGAUUUUCUGCUGAAAUUGUUUCAAAGCUGGGUAGUAGCUUUUCCUUGGCACCCUUUAUCAUUGUGGUGGCUGUGUGCACUUUAUUAGCCAUGGUUGCUACUCUUCCAGUUGCACAACUUUUCUUCUUCCAUAUUCUUUUAAUAAAAAAGGGAAUCAGCACCUAUGAUUACAUUAUUGCUUUGAGGAAGCAAGAUCAGGAGCAGGAGCAACUUGCUGUUGGUGGGCAGCAAAGUCCGCAAAUGUCCCAAGUGAGCUCUUUUACUGGACUAAGCAGCACCAGUUCUUUCAAUCAAUUCCAUCGCGGUGCAUGGUGUACUCCGCCAAGAUUAUUCCUUGAGGAUCAGAUGAUUAGCCAGCGGAACUUCUCCGUCAGGGCGGCGAAGAGGAGGAGAAACGCCCGUAAGGGGCCCCAGCAGAACGCCCGGCUCGACCUGUCUCGGAUCCUCAGGACGGAGGCCGCCGUCCUCGGAGUCGAGCGCAAGGCCGGCUCUGCCAAGUUCACCCGCCUCUGGCCCAGAGCAGUGCUUGAGGCGCUCGAUAAUUCCAUAUCCGCUAACCAAUGGGAAUCCGCUCUCAAGAUCUUUGGACUGGUUCGGAGACAGCAUUGGUAUCAGCCAAUUUCCCGAACCUAUGCAAGGCUAUUAACCAUGCUGGGCAAGUGUCGACAACCUGAUCAUGCAACUUCACUUUUCAGAGUGAUGCUGUCCGAGGGCCUCAAACCAACGCUUGAUGUUUACACAUCACUUGUUGGCGCAUAUGGUCAUAGUGGCCUGCUAGACAAGGCAAUUUCUACACUUGAGGAGAUGAAUGCAAUUUCUGAUUGUGAACCAGAUGCUCAUACAUACACCGUCCUCAUUAGCAGUUGUUGCAAACUUAGGCGCUUUGAGUUGAUUCCGCAAUUGCUUAUGGAAAUGUCUUAUUUGGGGAUCGAGCCGAAUACAGUUACUCAUAAUACCAUUAUAGAUGGUUAUGGGAAAGCUAGGAUGCUUGAGGAGAUGGAGAGUCAUUUGUCAACUAUGCUUGAGACUGGAAAAUGCUUGCCUGACAUAUAUACAAUGAAUUCCAUGAUAAAGAAAAAGUUUUUAAAGGACGCGAUAUUCCACCCCCCCCCUCUAUCGCAUCCAUCCGAUCUAUCAGAUAACAGUGAAGAUGCUGGCGGUGCUUGCUUCGACAAUGACAAUGAUGCAAAUCUUCCAUAG